AUGGAGGUGCACGAUGAAGACUUGGACGAGGUGCUAUGCCAAGUUUUUCGACGGUGCUAUGGAAAUGAAGCAAAUCAUCAUACUGAUUCUGAAUUAUUGACAAUUCGACAAGAUGACUGUCAAACUCUUGCUGUGACCAACGUCGCUGAUUUAGCGAACGAAAUUGAAGCUACACAGCAAGCAUUGCAUCUCAAGAAGCCAUCAAUGACAAAAUUACAGCCUUUAAAGAUUCAACCAAGCCAAAUUCUGACACUGAAAGAUUUGGAAGAUAUUCUACAGGAACUUCAUGAUUUGUACGAACGGAGGGACAAAAGGUUGCUCAGCCAGCGGGAACAAAACUAUAUAGCCUUACUUACUCAAGCCGCAGUAAAUUGUCUCAUCAAUGCGAAUCCAGCAAGUCGUGAGAAUUUCGAUGCUUUCGGAGUCCCCUUCAGGCUUCUUGAUGUGGUAAUACGCCCAUCACCACAGUGGCGUCGACUUGCAUUCAUCUUAUUUUUUGAAUCCAGCGUUGCUUUGCUUGCUGCAACUCUGUCAAGACAUGAUAACCACUCAGCCACUUCAGCAGAGCGCUUGGAGCAGAAUUUAUUUCAUGUAUUGCAAGAUAUGGUAGCCAAGGCCAUAGCAGUCUUCUCAGCGUCUCAAUUAGGCUCUACUACAUCUUCGUCAGACUGGGUCGACCAAGCGAUGGGAUGUUUGACUUUCUUUAUCAAAAAAGCAAAUGGCAAUUAUCGCUCCGAUCGAUUAAGGUUAUUAAAUGAGCACACCCUUAUAUUUCUCGCAGCAGAAGCCAGCAAUCGUGACCCAAUUACUUCAAACUUACAGUUGCAAGUGAUGGAAGUUAUUGUGGCGACAAUGUACGCGCACAAGCUCAAUAGCGGCAACAAGUCAUUCCACAUAUCGACGAAGGACCACACUAUGUGGACUUGCGGUCUGCCAGUAGCCAUUGUGGAAAAGUACGUAAGCUUCGAAUUGCUUAUGUGUUUCCUCAUCUCACCAUUCGCUCGUUUGCAGCGAUUAAUCUAUAUGGUGUUUGUGGAUUGUGUUUGUGACGAUAUCCGACGCUCUGGAAAUCGUGAAGGAAUUAGUUUUGCUGGGCUGGACCAGAUUUGGCACACAUUCGUAAUUUGGGAAGAUCGGGCCAUUAAAUUACGACAAGCUUUGUUCUCGCCGUAUGUCUCAAGCGCUCGAGUCGCAAAAAAUAUGGCUUUAAGCUGUCCGAUAGUGUCGGAAAAACAGUUAAAUGUGUUCGUGACUCGAUUUCGCUCAAUCAUGCAAAUAGACGCAUACUUUGGAGCGGAUCCGAGUCUUGAAAUAUUGAUUAAAGGGGCUAAGAAUUGCGGUAAAUCAAGUUUUCCGAACGAAGUCAUGAGUCAUAUCUCAAAAUUGCUGCGAUCAAGUCGAGGGGUUGAGAGGUUUCGAGGAGAACGAUGGCUUGCAGAACUAUUAUGUAAUGACCGAGGAGAUGAUACUUUUUCAUCGUAUGAUAGCAAAGCAACAACGGCGGCAGGAUCCGUUCGCAAGCAGUCGGAAGCUCGGCUUGUUCGUCCAAAACGAGUAUCUGCGGGAGCAGAACAGGAUAAAACGUUGUGUUCUGAUGAAAACAAAGAAAUCAGCGUAGCUGCGCAAGCGACGUUCUGGGAGUUGUCUCUGUCUACAAAUCCUGAAGAAUACCGAAGAUCGUUUGCAAAAGUAUUAACAUUGAUAGUACAGCGGAGAUUGCAGCUUUGUUCAGGGAAGCCAGGAUCGGUCAUUAAAGAAGUCAAUACUUGUUUGAACGUGCUUCUGGAUUAUCAAGAAAGUGAUGCGACGGUUUUAAUAUCAAUGAUGUUACUCAUUUUGGAAAUAUGUCAAUGUGAUUUAUCCUAUAUCGACAAGCGAUGGAAACAACAGGACAGAAGGAAUCAAAAGGGGUACCUGCAUAACCGUAUCGCCUCAUCGGACUCGUUAGCGUCCCAAGUGCUAAACGGGGAUGUCGCCUUAAAUCUACAAAUGUUGCAGCAAAUGGACGGUGUUUUUUUUCUGCAUGUGCUGACAGUAUUGCAUGAAAUGCCCAGUUCACACCAUAACUUUGAGUGUCAAGGUAUUUGCUGUGGAGUGGACGAUUCUUUGGUUGGAGAUGUAACAGCGUGCACGGCUUUAGUUGUUUCGCAUAUUCUUUCGGAUAAUCAAACAAUCAUUGACAGAGUGGGAGGCUUGGCAGCCUUGACGCCACUUAUGCAAGUGUGUGAUACUCGCAUUGCCAUGUUUAUGGCCAAACUUUUGAGCAAGGUAAUGAAACAGACUGACGAAGUUCAGUACGCUACAUUUCUUCGCGAGCUUUAUGUCGCUUGUAUUGAGGCAGACGACGAGAAAGCACUAUACAACUCGUACUUGCAUGCGCAGAAGAUGCUUCAUUUCGGUUUUAAUGUAUAA
Messenger RNA from Plasmopara halstedii, 2412 nucleotides. RefSeq lists its product as uncharacterized. The transcript has 3 exons. NCBI's taxonomy places the organism in Eukaryota, Oomycota, Peronosporomycetes, Peronosporales, Peronosporaceae. The coding region runs from base 1 to 2412 and encodes 803 amino acids. The record is from RefSeq and is a predicted model, not a curated record.